UCCAGGUACUUGUUCUAAAUGGAGGCUGUUUGAAAUGUCGUCUGGAAGCUCUGCCGUGACAUGCUUUGUUUUCAGCAAAGUACAGUGAAAUAUUGCGUUUGAUAUUCACCAGUGAGUUACGUUUGAUAUUCACCAGUGAGAGCGGUCACUAUGGACUGUAGAGGUGAUGGUGCUGAAGAAGUGGAGAAUGAGAGAUCCUCAUCUCCAACUGGAAUACAGAGUCCUGCAAUGGACCGGAACCCAUCACCGCCCCCAGAAGCAGGCGAUGCAAAGAGCGGCGGAGAUCUGGACGCCAUUGGAGACACCGUUUACAGCAAGCACUGGCUUUUCAGCACCCUGACUCGUCUCAUCCAUAUGGUCACUGAGCAUUCGGAGGUGAACUCUGAAGGUGUGAUGCAGCUCCCCGAUGAUGAUGAGGAAGACCUGUGCAGAGUCUGGGACAUGGCCAUGGAUAAGGAUGUGGCUGGUUUUCUGCAGGAGUUCAAAGCUACGGAUAUCCUUCUCGGAGUGAUAGCCAAAUCUCGUUGUCCACGUCUCACAGAAAUUUGUGUGGGAAUCCUUGGAAACAUUGCUUGCUUUCCUGACACUUGUCUGGCUCUGAGCCAAAAUGAAGACUUGGGCGCUGUGCUGUUGCUUCUGCUUGGAGAUACAGAUCCUCCAACCCUUCUGGAAACAAGCAGAUUGCUGCUGACCUGCGUCUCUCAGAAAGACGUCUGUUCCCUGUGGCUUCAGCGAAUACGACAGCAGACGUCUGUGCGCUCCAACCUGUUAUUCAUCAUGUGCAGUUCUACCAACACUGACCUGCUUGAGAAGGUUGGAGAGCUGCUUGACAAACUGUUUGACCUCGACGAAGAGCUGAUGAAGAGUUGGAUCACAGCUCAACAAAGUGAGGAAGAGGAGGAGGAGGACGACGACGACGGCCAAAGCCGUCUGGAUGUGGCCUCAUGUCUUCUCGAGGCAGCCAAGCAGCUCAGAUCAGAUAGUCCGAACGGCUUAGAGGUUUACCUUCACGCCCUCCAGCUCCUCACCACCAUAGAUGAGGGCAUUCAGACUUUAGCUGCCCCUGAUGGACCCGGCAAAGCAGUGUGGGACUUUGUCUGCGACGUUGUGUGUGAGGACCUCUGCCAGCCAACUGAUCUUCCCGUUGUCCUGCAAGAGCAGAAGAGCAUUUUGGUGCAGGCCUUUGCUGUGCUGCAGGCUCUUUAUAGGUGCCAGGAUCAGUGGUGCAGCAGAAGCGACACAAGUCUUCCCCUCAUUGGAACUGUUUUGCGAGUGCUUCAGUACCACAGUGAGGACAAAGAUGAGGGUCCCAGCAAAGAAGGCACAAAAGAUGAACAGCUACAGACUCUAGCAGAGAUCACAGCUGAGUUUCUAGCUGACAUCUGCAUUCAAAUUCCCACGGCCACCGUGUCAGAUUUGGUGAAGAACGGUUACCUCACAGAGAAGACGGCUCUCAUCGCUGCGGGCAGUUUACUUCCCAACUUUAAGACUUCAUUUCAGCACCUGCAGUCCAUGUUGUCAGAGACAGAUCCCCAAAUGGCAGACAUGGUGAGGAAACGGUUUCCUGUCUGAGGCUCCCAGCAUAUCAGUGUUCAGCACUCAUCCAGACUCUCAUCACUGCUUUUUAUAGCAGCCUCUAUUUCCCCUCCAAAGGUCCUGCUUCAAGUUGUAUUUUUGGAUUUCCAUUGGAAAGUCUAAACGAGGAUGUCGCACCGUCACGAGUGACGGACAGAGUAACUGUUUAUUCGAGCCACACUCGAUUGUGUUUCUGUUUAAAGUGUUUUAUUUUGUGUAUCCUAUUUUUGUAUUAAACAAUUUACAGUCUUUUGAUAAAAACAAAUCUUUCUUUCUCGUUUGUGAUUAGUUGCUCUUACUAAAGUCCUCACUGACAAAAAGCAUUUUUGGUAUUUAAGUUUUCUUUUUAAAGAAAGGGUUAGUACAAACCAGCUAGACACCUUUUAUAUCAUUUCUGGGAAAUUAAAUGUCGUUAAAAAAAUUAAAAUAAGUAGCACCUACAGAAAUGAGAGUUUUAGUCCACAAUAAAAUAAAAAAACAUCUCAGGAAUCUUUGGCUUUGCCUGAAAUCCAAACAAACAAAAACAACUCCAUUGAUCUCUACAUAGGCCCAUAAAAGGCCGCAGCAGGAAGUCCCAUCUUCCAAAAUACCUUUAAUCUACUGAGCAACGAGUCGGAUACAAUCUCUUCUUUUGCAUCUAUGGAACUUUUUAUUUAUUCAAAGACAUGAAACACUGAUAAAAAUUAAGAUUUUAUGGGAAUAUUGUACAUUUUAUCAUAAAAUACUUAUAGAACAAUUGUAUACUAUGUAUUUAUAUAUUGUUUGCUGUACCUUUCUUCUGUCCUUAUCAAUGUCUCCAUCAGACACACACCAUAUGUCAAUGCGGUUAAUGCUUUCAUCAUUUAAUGCAUCCAUCACAAUGAAUAUUAUUAUUUGUUCCUAUUUUUUGUAUGAUACAAAUGUACAUCUCUACAUCAGAUGAAACUCCAUUGACUGUGUAUUGAGUCACCUUUCCAAGCAUAUGAGUAAUGGUACCAAUGCUGAUGACAACAUCAAGUGUGUACCAGAGGGUGACAGUCACUCGGUAACGACAAUAAAAUUAGAUGAAAGGCUCGAGCCUGGCAACAACGAUCUCAUUUGGUUUCCAAAUGCACCGUUUCGCCCACUCAUGGAAAAGAGCAGGACAACCUGCAUGCUUACGAAGGCUCUGUGAAUAUAGCAGCUUUUUAAUUAAAGCUUGGAUUGAUAUGUAGAACACUCUUUCUAAUGGAAAUGCCGAGAUGGUCAGAGCGCAUGAGAGAGAUCACCCUAUGGGGGAAAAAACCUCUCUUUUUAAUCCUAUCUCUGGACACGAUGUGAACCUUGACUAGACUUGUGAUGCACAUAGUAAGGCCAGUGCUUUGAUCUGAGAGUCAUGUCCUGUUUGUGCUGUAAAUGGUUAGAAUGAUGUAGAUGUAAUCAUGCUUGGCCUUUCAAGAUUGCUUGUGGCCAAUGACUUGCACUUUGUUGGGUGCUCUGUCUUCAGGCCGCGCUGCCAGGCGUGUUAUGUCACAGAGAUCAGGUUGAAGCCCAGAUGUUUCCUGCUGCCCUGCCACACUUCAUUGUCAGUCUGCCAGUCUUCACUGCGGCUUGAUAUGAUCUGACUCCAUGCACACGGGGUCGGUGCUCUAUACACUUCAAAGGGCGCUAAGGCAUGUCAUGCCUGUCUGACGCUGAUGCUGGAUGUCAGCUACUUCUUUUUCUGUUUACCUCCGCCCACACAACUCGCUGUUCUGUUAGAUGACCUGACAUUUUGCCAUUAUGUGACAUGCCUUCUAUUUUUGUCUCACAUUUGUGUGAAAAUUCAUAUUUGGCACACAAAUGUCCUUCUGUAACUUGGAAAUAAUAUUACAUAAAUUGUCACAUGACAUACCCAUGAAUUGGAUAAAUGUAUAAUAAUUUGAACAUUCGUUGAGGGAUUUGGAGGUAAAUAAACAACAAAGAAGAAAAACAUCCUGGAAAGCCUUAACCUUUGAUAAAUUAAAAAGCAGUAAAAGUAAUUGAACUGGAAGACAGUCUGUCAUUCAACAUGAGCAGAAUGUUUUCUCACGUAUUCUUGUAUCAUGCCCCGAGACGGGGACUGACCUUCAAAUUCAUGUAUAAUUGUGUCAUGGCUGGAUCAUCUAAAUGAAGCCCUCUUGAGUGUGUAAAAUGGCCCCAACACUGAUGUAGUACCUGUUGCUGGGCGAGCAGGAGGAAUAAUGAAGGGAUGAAGAAUGCGUGUGCAGUGUCACGUUUGCUUUGAUUCCAAGGCCCGGCCCAUUCACAACCACCUGGACAAGACAUGUUCAUAAAGACGCAUGAUGCUCUUGGGUGCAAUCAAAGCACCCUUCAGCUCAUUUCCUGCAGUUCUCCGGGCUUUCUGUCUCUUGUCAACAGAAUCACAAUGAAACUUUCCCCUUCGUGAACCCUGAAAAUCAAAAGACACUGACGUCUCCUGCUCGCAAAAAGUGAUGUGGUGACGUUGGUGUUUGCGUUUGCCUGAACUACCUGUUCUACUUCUUCAACCGCCUUCUCUGUCACGACGUUGUAAUGAUAAACUGGACAGCGAGGAUGCUAUGCAGUGUACAAUCUUUGUCAAUGGCUGUGAAACAUUUUUUCUCACAUUGUGACCAUAGCAAUCUCAUGUAUGCCCGAGGUCGAAAGGUUGUUUAUCACCAAAUAU
This is a messenger RNA of Anarrhichthys ocellatus (wolf-eel), 4219 nucleotides long. RefSeq names its product serum amyloid A-like 1 (gene saal1). Gene Ontology annotation, cellular component: nucleoplasm. The record is from RefSeq and is a predicted model, not a curated record. The transcript has 13 exons. The coding region runs from base 151 to 1572 and encodes 473 amino acids. NCBI's taxonomy places the organism in Eukaryota, Metazoa, Chordata, Actinopteri, Perciformes, Anarhichadidae. Gene Ontology annotation, biological process: positive regulation of synoviocyte proliferation.